GGAGGGGCGGCGGGCGCCCAGGGAGCCUGGCGUUGGCAGCGGCUCCCGCGGUUAGGGGACCGAUGUCGCUGCAGCUGCGGCCGCCUCCUCCAGGGCCGGAGCUGCGUCGCCCAGGCUGAGCCGCAGCCGCAGCCGCAGCCGCAAGCCGAGCGGCCGCCGGGCUCGCCCCAACCCGGGAGGAUGGGCUGCGGCGGGAGCCGGGCCGAUGCCAUCGAGCCCCGCUACUACGAGAGCUGGACCCGGGAGACCGAGUCCACCUGGCUCACCUACACCGACUCGGACGCGCUGCCCAGCGCUGCGGCCACCGACAGCGGCCCCGAGGCGGGAGGCCUGCACGCGGGUGUGCUGGAAGAUGGACUGUCCUCUAAUGGCGUGCUCCGAUCUGCAGCCCCAGGUGGACUAGCCAACCCAGAGAAGAAGAUGAACUGUGGGACACAGUGCCCCAACUCCCAGAGCCUCUCGGGCCCUCUGACGCAGAAACAGAAUGGCCUUUGGACCACAGAGCAGGCUAAACGGGAUGCCAAGCGGAUGUCUGCAAAAGAAGUCACCAUUAAUGUCACAGAGAAUCUCCGUCAGAUGGACAGGAGUCAAAGGAUGGCAAAGAACUGCAUGAAUUAGCAGUGCCUGGAGGGAGGAGCCGAUGAGCUUCUUUGUCAAAGAAUCUUGAAGAAGUGGGUGUUGCUUACUAAACAUGGCUGCCUCUGUGCAUCUGGAGAGAUGGCUUGACCAGGCAACACUCGGCCACGUGAGCUGUGAGACCCUACUCAGCGUCCUGUUUAAUCACACACAAGAAAAAAAACGUAUUGAAAAGUCCCGAAACAUGUUCACAGAUUGCCAAAACGUGGCUUGUUUUUCCCCCUUUGCCUUGGUGACCUAUGUAGGUCUGUGGAUGACACAGACAUGCAGGAGUAGUGUGUUUCCUGGGGCAACGAUCACACAUUAGCGUGAAGCUCACACAGUGUGUGAUCCUAAACCCUUCCUCCUCUCCUCGUAAAAAACAGCUAUCACAAAAUUGACCGUUUUCGCAUCAGAGCUGGCUCUCCCCCCGAUUCUAAACCCAGAAAUAAUAAGAACUGGAGAAACAGAAAAACCCAGUUGGAGGCAGAGCAAUCCCCGCUACACACGCUGACUCACCAGUGUCUUUGUGGAGUGUCUUCGAGAGAGGUGUCAGUGACACGGUCACACCUGUUUAUCUUCUACCUGGAAAGGCCUCCCAGGCUGGCAUCCAGACAUUGGCUUCCAAACCAGAAUAUCACGAUGUCCGUGGCCAUUGCAUCCAACCUGCAACCCCCUCUGGAACCUAGCUACGGGUCUUUUUUUUUUUUUCUUUUUUUUUUUGUAGCUUUCCCCUUCCGUUUUAUUCUCACGACCUCCAGUCAGGUCAUUUGCAAUUGGGAUCAAAGACUGGAUACCGCAUACAGGAGAGAAGUGACCUGGAGACACAGGGUGGCACACGUGAUGCCCCUUUUGGCUUUCCUGUGCCGGCCCCAAGGACUGCGUUAUUUUGGUGUCUGCAAAGUAAUUCGUUGAGGAAGCCAGAACCCGGUGGAUGUAGAUUCAUGUUGACCUUAGACUGACAGGGGACUGUGUUGGGAAGCAGGUGGCCAAUGUAGUAAAGGGUGCUCGGAGAGGAAUCUUUUCCUAGCGUUCCUAAACACUUCUUCCUGCAAAGUCUAACGCAGCAUGAGUUUGAGGGUACUGUUAACAUGCUCGGGCUUAGGAAAAGGCAUAGACAGAGUUGUACCAAAAAACUGUCCCAACCAACUCCACCUUUAGCAGCAACAGCAGCCUGGUGACAUGUUUAUCUGACACCGUCCAAGAGGUAUAACCUCAGCGGACUAAAAUGCAGAUGUCCCUUCUGUGUUAAUAUCAUCUCUGAUAUUAUUCCUCCAACACAAGCAGAACGGUAGACCGUCUGUCUGUUAGCAAAAAACGUUCACUGCCAACCUUGCGACAGCUACGGUAACAGACGUGGAGGGAUUUGGAGUCUGGCCAGUCACGACUGUAUCCUCUGACUCUAUAGGCUGGGUUGAUACCCAGGAGACGAGCAUGAACCCUACGGCACAGGACCCGUCAUUGCGGCGGGGUAUCGCUUUUAGGUUAAAGGUAGCUUCCUGUCAAUCACAGAUGUAGGUAUCUGCCCCAUCACUGUCCAAGAAUUUGCCAUAUACACCACAGUUUCCCCAAACCUCUCCCAUCUCAACUCCGUGUCAAAGGGCUUUUAGGGAACUUCAUGUUCUGAGAAUUUAACUAAUAAAAAACAAAGCAAGCCCGGGA
This is a messenger RNA of Mesocricetus auratus (golden hamster), 2277 nucleotides long. RefSeq names its product BAALC binder of MAP3K1 and KLF4 (gene Baalc). Lineage: Eukaryota; Metazoa; Chordata; Mammalia; Rodentia; Cricetidae. The transcript is spliced from 3 exons. The record is from RefSeq and is a predicted model, not a curated record. Gene Ontology annotation, cellular component: cytoplasm. The coding region runs from base 181 to 618 and encodes 145 amino acids.